This is a messenger RNA of Diorhabda sublineata, 6828 nucleotides long. RefSeq lists its product as uncharacterized. NCBI's taxonomy places the organism in Eukaryota, Metazoa, Arthropoda, Insecta, Coleoptera, Chrysomelidae. The transcript has 9 exons. The coding region runs from base 365 to 2038 and encodes 557 amino acids. The record is from RefSeq and is a predicted model, not a curated record.
GACGGCUUUGGAGCGUCGACACUCACAGUCGCGAUUUAACUAUUUUGAAGGUGCGUUCGUUAUUGGUUCAGACAUUCCAAGAUUAGAAAAGGCGGUAGGAAGUUACGAAUUAUAUUUUUCCCUCUAUGGCAGUGUGAAAAAAUCGCGUCAAGCCAUAACUGACGGUAGGGAAGGAAAAUUGUUUAACAAAUAAAACGUUGGUAUAGAAAAAAAAAACUUCAAAUGGAUAUCAACUCCAUUAGUUAUCGGUGGAAUCAUUUCAACUCUAAUAUACUUCGAAUUGAUGUUGACAUGUCGAAUGAUAGGAAUUAGCUUCAAGUAAUUUUGGUGAAUCUCAUGUAAUAUCUCCAUCAAUUUUACGAAUAUGCUAGCUCGAUCUACGUCAUCACGUCGAAGGAGAGCUUCCAGAAGCGCUGCCUCAUCUCCACAAACAAGAGGCCUUACGUCGACUCCUAGUCCAGGAAGACGGGCUAGCAUUGCCGUAACUCCAGCAGAACCCGACCAUUUUAGGAAUACUCUGGCUCCUGAGAUUAGUAGAAGUCAGAGAAAUUCCCUUAUACCUGACAUAUCAGAAACUCAGAUCUUGAAAGACAAGAAAACUGAAAGGACCAAUAGACCAACUUUAGCUCCAGAAUUUGAUAGGAGCCCAAGAAACAGUCUUUUACCAGACUCUCAGAAGAGUCCCCGUCACAGCUUAGUACCUACCGAUCACUUUCGCUGUCCAUCAAAAACCAGUUUAUCUACCACAGAUUAUGUUCUCAGUCCAAGGAACAGUAUAUCAAUAGAUUUCAAUAGAAGUCCGAGGAAUAGUUUGGUACCGGAACAUAGUAGAAGUCCUCGACACAGCCUAACUCCAGAAACUAACGUAUACAGUUCGAAAUUGAACGUAGCAGAAUUCAAUAGAAGUCCAAGAAAUAGUUUGGUACCAGAAUCGACUAGGGUAUCUAGAAGGAGUCUAACAGAAGCGGGUACUUGGAGACAAGACGAGGGUAUUAUAACUGGUCGAAGUCAUCGUCAUAACGUUUCAUCUGAAACCCUACCGAAGAGGACCAAUAGAAAUAAUAACGGUGACGAGUAUGAAGAUCGCAGUCCUAGAGGAAGCAUUGGACCGGAACUAGAUGAAAAUAGAAGUCCACGUGGAAGUAUUGCUAGAAGUAUGUUUGAUGAUCCGGAGAAGAAAAGCCCAAGAGGAAGUUUAACACUCACAUUUCAUGAGCCUCUAGUGACAGAAAGAAGAGCCAGCAGUGAUAAUGGUAUCAGAGUAAGAAGCACAUCGCCUUACAGAGUUGGUAGUGGAUCAAGAAGCGGUGCGGCAAUCUCGGGAUUGAGCGAAAAUGGAUCUAGAAGAGCUAGUAGUUCUGUAAGUCAGGUAUCUGGAGAUGAACAGCGCCGAUUAUGCGUAGACCACAACAAUACAGAAACUCAAAAUAUCAAUCUUGCUCUUUCGCUAACUACUUAUGGUUCUGUAGCAUACCAGCUGAAAGACGCUAAUUUGGAAUCAAGCGGAACAUGCGAUUUUGUUUGCAAAGCUUUACACAUAGUUAAUAAGACAGUUGUGGUAACAGUAGCCUUGGUGUGUUUGUCAGUUUUACCAAUAAUGAUGCUUAUCAUGGGUAUCCAUUUUUUGCGAGAUUGUCCACGGGAACCGAACAUCCCCAUCUACAUGAUAGUCGGAGGGAGCGUAGGUUGUGUCAAAAUGUCAUUAACACUGUGGUCACAAUUUUAUACAUCCAGAACAGCUAAUUCGGGCAACGACGCAACAUCAAUAGUUUCAAAAAUAGCAUCGAUAGCUCUUACUAUUCUGCUUAUCGCUUGGUUCGCUUUGGGUAAUUACUGGAUAUUCAAAAUAAUCUGGCCAGACUACGCACCCACGCUUUUCGAACCAAACAAGUGGUGUCACAAGGCGUUGUAUGUCUUUGCAUUGGUCCAUCUAUGCGUAGUUUAUGCGCUUUUUGGAACUAUUCUAAUUCUAAUCAUUGUGCUUGCUAGUUGUCAAUUAUUUGAGUGCUCUUGGUUGGGACCAGUUAGGUACAAAUAGCAAAACUCGCCGAAUUAUUUCGAAUUAUGGGAUGUACCAAGGACUUAUCAUUAAUUGCUCAAGAUUCAUUCAUCGCGAGGGCUACUUUAGAUGCUAUAUAUACAGUGUGUCCCCGAAUAAUAUCAUGAAGCAUGAAAACAACUAGAUGUCUUUAGAUUUUUCGGAUAUCUAUAGGUUACAAAAACCUAAAAUCAAUUAUAAUAUUUAGUUUAUGACAUAGCAAAUAGUCCAGUGAACAACGGUUUUCACAUCAGAUUUGCAUCAAGAAAUUUUAACAGUAGACAGAAAAUAUCUUAAAAAGCAGACUUUUUUUGGAAAAAUCAAUACCUUUAAACUUAUUUGUAAUUGAAAUUUUGAAUUUUUGUCACAAUAAACGCAUAUUUUCAAUCGAAUUUUCGAAAACAACUUAAAAACUUUGAAUUCUAAAAAUUAAAUGACAAUUUUUUUUGAAACUUAAUACAAACAGAGUUAUGAUUUAAUCAAGGUCGUUAAACCUUUUUGUAAACCGAAGAUUUUGAAAAAUUUUUAGAGUUAGCUCUGGUUAAAUAGAAAAUAUUUAUGAAAAUGAACAACUUUGUAGACUUCAUCGUAAAUUGAAUGAGAAAUUAUUGGAAAGAAAACGUCCAGUAAACAUAAUUCUGAUGAAAUCAAACUAUUAAAAAUGACAAUCAAGUCUCCACAGAAUAACACCCUGCGAAUUCUCACAGAAAAACUACCAAACAAAAAAGAAAAACGCGAAACUGAUAACAAAGAAUUGUCUUAUUAUCAUUUGUCGCGGCCUUGCAACAAAAAAAGGCAUUAUUUAUAUCUAUCUAACACCUUCUUUGUAUGAUUUUGUUUAGAUGAGUGUUUCUUUUUCUUUUUCACAUUUUUCCAUAUGCCCUCUUCGGGGCGUUAGAUAUCUAUUUAUUAUCCAUUUACCUUUUUCUUCCAUUUUUUCUUGCUAGUGUCCUCAUUUGAUCUUUUGUCUGUUGCCUUUGUUUUCCUAUAUCUGCUAUUUUUUGUUUGUCCCAGUUUUUUGGUCUAAUCCUUCUCCUUUCCUUUAAUUCUUGCUUUACAUAUUCUAAUGUAAUCUAUCUUAUUCGCUCUUUGACAAAUGACCAAACUAGUUAUAAUUUCAUUUCUUAUACUAUCCAUCCUGAUUUUUCUAUCGCGUUUAAUCUACUAUUUAUUUUAUUGUUAGUUACCCACGUUCUACGUUUUAUAUUUAUUGCUUUUUUAUUUUGUUUGUAACCAUCGCUUUCAUUUUAUCGACUAUUUGUUAUACUUUUCCUAUUAGUCUGAUUUUGUUUCUAUUUUUUCGUUAACUAUCAUUGUUUUACACUUUGCUAUGUUAAUCUCCAAUUGCAGUUUUUCUAUCUCUUCUAGCCAAAUUCUACUAAGUGCUUCCGUCUUUCUGUCAUUUUCUGUCAUAAUUUUAGUUAGUGCUUCCAUCUUUUUGUCAUUUUCUGUCAUAAUUUUAGUUAGUGCUUCCAUCUUUCUGUCAUUUUCUGUCAUAUUUUAGUUUGUGCUUCUAUCUUUCUGUCAUAAUUUUAGUUAGUGCUACCAUCUUUCUGUCAUUUUCUUUCAUAAUUUUAGUUAGUGCUUCCAUCUUUCUGUCAUUUUCUGUCAUAAUUUUAGUUAGUGCUUCCAUCUUUCUGUCAUUUUCUGUCAUAUUUUUUUUGUGCUUCCAUCUUUGUGUCAUUUUCUGUCAUAAUAACAAUUUUGUCAUAUAUAGUAAUCCUUCUAAGUAUAUUGAGAUUAUCUUGAGUUAUCCCAUGUUUGUUUGUAGUUGUCUCGUCCGUUCCUCAACAUUUUUUAGUAUUUCAUACAUCGUUAGAAUGAACAGUCAUCAUAAAAAUAAUUAUUCUAUACGUUGUUUCUUUGGAUCGAGUCGAAUUCUGCACUCAGGUCUUUGAACGUCGAGGCUGUAUUUCUAUCUUAUUUCUUAGUAUUAUUCGUCUCCGUUUUCUGUUUGUUGUUUGAUCUUCUUCCAGUUUCUUGUCUACUUCUUCUCUUAGUCUGAAUUCUGAAGUUAGGCAUAUUGGCCUGUAGUUUUCGCAUUUUUUUUCUUGUUCUACUUUCUUGUGAAUAAGUGUUUCACUACCGAAAUUAUCUAUUUCAACUAAUUCUCGUAGUAUACAGUGCGGAUAUCACCUCCCCUAUGAAUUGUCAAUCCUUUUACUUCCUACCCUCUCCCAUUUUUUAAAUAGCAAGGGAGAUCGUACGAUACUUCGUUGGAAAGGGUUUGAAAAGAAAAAUUUAGAAAUGUAUAAUUUCCAAAUUUUGGGGAACCAAUUGAUUAAUAAAAAUAAUCAAAAAAUAAUAUAUUACAUUGAGUCUUGAAAAUUCAAGGAACUGGAUAGAUUGUCUUAUAAAAUUUUGAUCUACUACAAGAGAUACUCGAAAUGUGGAACUUCCUUUCUGGAAGUGGAACAAUUUUGGACGCAAUUUGAAGAGUUAUCAAAUGAUUCACACAUUAGAUAUAAGAUAACUUCAAGGGUAAAAAUCUAGAGGAGUAAGAUCUGGUGCUCUUGGUGGCCAUUCAAUGAAUCCACUACGUUCAAUCUAUCUUCUCAAAUACAAAUUAUUUAAAAAAUUUCGAACAACAGUAGAGUAAAGAGUGGAUUUUCAUCCUGCUAAAAAAUAAUGACACUCUCGAAACAGUCAAGGAUUUUCGUCAGACCAAUAUCUAAUAUUUGAAUAGAAUAUAGCUGCAUCAAAAAAACAAAUAUGUCUUAAGUUAUUUGAAAUAUUAUUAUACAUAGUUUCACAAAACUACAGUCGUUGAUCUGGAUCACCUUCUGUCAACUCGUGCGCUAUUUUCACUUUAUAUAGAUGAACUUUGUCCAUUCUUGAAAUGUUUGAAACGGCGAUCGAUCAAUUGGACUAUCAAAACGUUCAUUAAAUAUUCUCACAACUUCGUCGGUUUCACCAAAUAUCAGAAUUGCUUCACAUUUUUCUGCUAAACUACGGGGCUGUACCAUUUUGAUUAUUGAGUUACCAAAUUUCAUUUUGUCCUAGUCAACAUAACUCAAUCAAUUGUUGAUAAAUUCCUGGUUUUUUGACAUCCAUCAAAACCUAAAGCACACCAACUAGAUCUUUGAAAAGUGUUGUACAAAAUUGUGCAGAUUCAUCUUAAGCCAAUAAGAUAAUUAUAAAUUCCCAUCUGACCCACAAAGAUAUAUCCAUAUUUACUUGUGGUGAAAUGUGCGGACUUUGAUUUUUAGUGUGCCUGAUUGUGAAUAAUUUGAUAAAAAUUAUGUCCUGAUACAAUUUGAGAACUACUAUACACUAUAAUGAAGAUUGUUAGAAGUUUUCACGUCGACACUCGGUUUCGCAAAUCACAAAAAUUUGUAGAAUUAAUUAUUUUGUAAUUCUUUGGAUACUGAACGUUAGAGAAAAAUUAUUAUUAAAAUUUAUGUCGAAUCUUGAUGAUUUUCUGCUUGAUGUGAACUUAAUCUGAGGUAUUAAUUAUUUUGGGACAUACGAUAUUGAUAAGAUUGGUGAUAGGACGAUUUUAAUUUGCAAGGAUCAGAUAAUGUAAAAUGGGAUAAUCAACAAUUAGAUAUAAUAUAAAAUUAAUAGUGACACACAAUCGGAGGUUAUUUAUACAGCAAAUAAAAUUAUAUAACAUGAACUCAAAUAGUUGAAAAAACAAUAAUUUUUCAUUUCACGCAUUAAAAUAUUAUUGGGGGAUGUAUCAAGGGCACAAAUGCAGAUUAUCUUAUUUCGCAAAGUGUAAAAUUUUCAGUAAAGACGAAUAAAUGUUUUAUUUUAUGAUUAAUUGGAAAUUUGUGGGUUUGUGAUAUUUAUUCAGAAAUUUCAGAAAUAUAAUAACUAUAAUAUGAAAUAAUCCUACCCUAACUAGCACUUUAUCCAAAAAUUUCUUUAGCUUAAAGGGCCUUCCUUUAACUUCUUCAGUCAAACAAUCCUAGCCUAACUAAAAGUUUCUUUAGAAUAAAGGGCCCUCUAACUUCUUCAGUCCUUAAUUUGUUUGCAUAUAAAUUAUUUAAAGAGACAAAAAUAACAUAUAAAUAAAAAAAAGAUAUUUCAAAAUUUAAAUUGUACAUUCUAAUUUACAUUAGGUACUGCUUAUCCUAUUGCACUAAAAAUUCGAAAAUGUAGGUAGUUGCUAAGAAAAAUUCUCAUUUCCAACUAACACAAAUCAUAAAUAGAGAAAAUUAUUCAUGAACUUCGUAUUUUUUACAGUAUAUCGUCGGCUUAUUUUCAGAACCUCCUCCUAUUUUUACGAUUUAUCAGGUUUUGAAACGAAUAGAUUCAAAAUAUCCUUAUUCAACACCCUUCAAAGCUCCUCACUCUUAAAAUAUGGUUAUAUCGACAUCUAUCGGACAAUCGCAGAACCUUCUAGGCCGUUGCAUCUCAUGGAAUUAGUUAGAAGCUGAGUUGAUGAACUUUUAUGUUGUUUUAUUCUUUACUUACAUCAAAAAACUGUAAGGAUUUGCCAUGAGGAAGAUUUAAUUUGUUAUUGUUUCAUGCUCUCGAAUGUACUUAUAUCCCUUGCAAAAUUAACAAUUGUCCUUGAACUUUUAUUCGCCCGACCUAUAUUAUAAGAAAUAUAUUAGAAGAGUGGAAAAAUUAUUUAAAUGUUUAGAAUAACUUGGUUGCUUCCGUUCUAUUUGAUUUUAUAAUGUACUAUUAUUAUUAUUUUUGAUAAUGAAAACCAAUACUAUAGUUAUUUUGCAUUAAUUGUAAUAAAAAGUAUUUGUAAAAAUUUGCACUUGGCAUAUUUUCAAUGAAUAAAUAAAGAAAAAUAUAUAUAUUCGAGUGGAGAGACGCUUGCAGCUAUG